CCCACAGCCUCCUCACGCCCUCGUGCAGGUGCUCUCAGACACUCACAGGACCUUCGUUCUCGUGUUCUGAGCUCCUUUGUUCUCGGGGCAGCCUGCGGACUCACUGUUUGAACCGGGUCCUGUUUCCAGACGGAGAGCCAGCAUGUCGAUGGGAAUGGAGAUCGUGGGCAUUGCCCUGGGAUUCCUCGGGUUUGUCAUUGCGAUAGUGACGUGCGCCCUGCCGAUGUGGAAGGUGUCGGCCUUCGUCGGAGCCAACAUCAUCACUGCUCAGACCAUCUGGGAGGGUCUGUGGAUGAACUGUGUCACGCAGAGCACAGGACAGAUGCAGUGCAAGAUCUACGACUCCAUGCUGGCCCUGGCUCCAGAGCUGCAGGCGUCCAGAGCCAUGACCAUCAUCUCCAUCAUACUCGGGGUGCUGGGGGUCAUGAUCUCCAUCGUCGGCGCCAAGUGCACCAACUGCAUCGAGGACGAGCCGUCCAAGGCCAAAGUGAUGAUCAUAUCGGGGAUCUUCUUCAUCCUGGCGGGCCUCUUGGUUCUCAUCCCCGUCUCCUGGACCGCCAGCGUCAUCAUCCGGGACUUCUACAAUCCGAUCGUGGUCAUCAGCCAGAGGAGGGAGCUGGGAGCGUCCCUCUACAUCGGCUGGGGCGCCGCCGCGCUGCUCCUGAUUGGAGGGGCCAUGCUGUGCAGCAGCUGCCCGCCAAAAGAGAAGAAGUACAAGCCGCCCCGGAUGGCCUACUCGGCCCCUCGCAGCACCAGUGGAGCGGGAGGGUACGACAGGAAGGACUAUGUUUGAAGUGUGUGAGCGAUAGAUUUCAAAAUUAGGGUAAAAAAAAUGUUGCACAUUUUUGUUUUUGCUGUUGUCUUUUUUUUUUUGUCUGAAGCCACAGUGCGAAACCCUUUAAAAGACUCCGAGAUGAAGUAUGUCUGUGUGUGUGUGUGUGUGUGUGUGUGUGUGUGUGUGUGCGUGUGUGUGUUUGUGUGUGUGUGUGUGUGCAAACAUUGACCUUUCUGCUUUGCUCUGGGGUUCAGAUGUUCCUCCUCGUCCUCCUGUCUUGUGAAAACAAACUGCUGAUCAUCGCUUUCAUUCUUUCAAACUGUCCUUCGCCUGUUAUGUGCAUACCCAGCCAGUGCAGGAGGGAUUUUGUGUUGGUGUGUGAGUCUGAAAACACCUGCUACCUGCCUGCUUCACGCCGGCUCGGCGGUGUCGUCUUUCACUGAAACUCGCUGUUAAAACAUUGUGUGUCUUUCUCUGACAAUGACAAGGAAGAGCCGGCUCUCGUUUUACAUGGAUUUGGCUGUGUUGAUUGUUCAGUGUGUGUGUGUGUGUGUGUGUGUGUGUGUGUGUGUGUGUGUGUGUGUGUGUGUGUGUGUGUGUGUGUGUGUGUGUGUGUGUGUGUGUGUGUGUGUUUUGCAUGUAAUAUUUGACUAGGAGAGUUUCUGUUGAGACUGAAACUGAAGAUGGAUCAUUGAUUUGGCCCCAGGAAACAAACUUUAUCUUCCUCCUCACGGUUUCACUGUCAUGAAAACAGACUACAUUCCAAGACUUCGCUGUAUCUGUGUGUGUGUGUGUGUGUGUGUGUGUGUGUGAACUUAAAUUAUAAUUCUGUGAUACAAAUGUACUGAAGAUGUAUUUUAACAAUGUUUCUUGUUGUUGUUGCUGUUCUAUAUCUAGUGUGACAUAUUGUCCUAUUGGUCAAAACUCUUUUGUAAGCUCAUGUACAUAUAUAUAUAUAUUUAUGUUACUGUUAACUACAGUUUGUCAAGUAUGUGAGUUCACUCAUGUGUAAGGGAGUGUGUGAUCCCUGGAAGCAGCAUAUCUUAAGUAAGUGUAGCUUUUUCUUUAUGUUUUUUUUUUUACUC
Salarias fasciatus (jewelled blenny) is the source of this 1860-nucleotide messenger RNA. RefSeq names its product claudin-3-like. Bases 143 to 793 code for a protein of 216 amino acids. Gene Ontology annotation, cellular component: bicellular tight junction; membrane. The transcript has a single exon. The record is from RefSeq and is a predicted model, not a curated record. Lineage: Eukaryota; Metazoa; Chordata; Actinopteri; Blenniiformes; Blenniidae. Gene Ontology annotation, molecular function: structural molecule activity.